AAGAGACAGCUUUCUGUCUGUUUACUGUAAAGAAAGCAAAGCAAACUACAGGAGGGGACAGGCUGCAGGAUAUUUACUGUCAAUACAGCCGGAGAGAGAGAGGAGAUAUAAGGAGAGGGGAGGAGAGGGGAGCAGAGGCUGCACACUGCAACCCAAAGGAAUGAUCUGAGUGUGAAAGUACCCAUGCAGUUUCAGGCGGAAAGUGGGUGGAUUGAAGUCAACAAGGGAUAGCUGAGAGUGUUUAACAAAUGCUUUAGUGAAGGGCUAGUGAGGCAGGGAAGUUCUUGUGGCACGCAGGAUAAUAAUGCUGUGCACGGGUGUACUGAAUCUGCAGUGCAAUCUGAAAGGUGCUUCCAGACCUGCCCUGAGACAGAGCAGUAGCUGGGAUAUUUUUGUGUGUGCCUGCAUGCAAGACCCACCAUUUAAAAGUAAUAAGAUGAAUCAUAAUGAUUGAACUUCAAAAAUAAUAAUUGGAGCUAGUUUUCCAGAGUAGCUGUAUGUCACCAUUGUAACUCAGACCAGAAAAAAGAUUAAAAAAAAAUAGGCGUACUUCCUUGCUUCUCUCUCCUCUUCUUCAUCCACAGAGGAAUUAGGUGACCUGAGCUUCGCAGGUCAAGGAGGCUCUGAGCAGCUUGCUCUGAGUGUCCCUCUACUUCCAGAGGCAGGUGAACGAGUGAAGAGUGAAUUCACACUUUAGAGAGCAGAGACGACCAUCUUGCCAUGAAACCAUUCACAGAUGAAGAUGUAGAAAUCUACAUCCAGAGCAAGGUGGAACAGAGAAAUUAUCUGGUUUCCAAAGUAGUGGAGGAGGUGCAGAAAAUCAUCCAGGAACUGACUGCAGAAAUCAGCUAUAAGGCUAUGCGAUUCCAGGCUAUCUCCAACUCUGGCAUUCACAAUGAGAAUAUUAAGGAUCAGCCAGCUUUAUUGGCCAAGUGGUCAGCUAUGCUUCGGGGGAAGCGCCCAUUCCACCCAUCCAUCCAGGUCUUAGCACCCAGCCAAUUUCUCAUCACAGUCCCUCUGCGUGGCCUGACUGGGUACAGGGAGUGCCAGGUACGGCACUGGCGUUAUUACACUGUGCAGGGAGCCAAGCUCCUCUCCUCCGUGCGGGACCCUGAGGAAUUGCAUCAAUGGCUAGAGGUGGAGCAGUUCUCAAAAAGCCUUCAGCAGUGGCAUGAAACGGACGUGAACAUCGAAGGUGACCUGGUUCCAGCCAAAGUCCUAAUCGUCUUCCGGGAGCUGGUGGAGAAGUCGAUUAUCUCCUGUAACCUCUCCAAUAAAGUGACGGUGCUGGAGAGCUUCAGCUCAGUAGUCCGGGUAGCUGUGGAGACAUCAGAACUCCAGGUCGAGGUGGAGCUGGUCCCUGCUGUGGAGAUUCCAACUUGCUGGCCCGAGAAAGCCCGGUGGCCUCGCUGCCUUAAGCGUUGGCCUUCCCAGGAAAAAGUGCAGUGCAUCAAGUCACUUGGUUUCGACCUUUUGGCCCGCUCCAAUUAUCACUGGCAGCUGUGCUUCUCCCGGGCUGAGCAUAUGCUGAUGGAAGGACUUGAUGAAGAUGGUGGUUGUCGCCUGAAGUGCUUCAGGGUCAUGAGGCAGAUGAAGGAAGAUGUCUGGUGUGCUGGAAAUAAGCCUGUCAUCACAGCUUAUCACCUUCAGACAGUGCUAUUCUGGACGUGUGAAAAAUACCCACGCACCAAGGAUUGGCGCUGCUUCCCUGAAGCCUUUCUGAGGCUGGUACAGAAACUGCACAAGUGUGUAAGCCAGCACUUCCUCAAGCAUUACUUUGUCAAGAACACCAAUCUGCUUAAAUAUGCCAACACCAGUGACCUGGACCUGGUGGCCAGCAAGCUCGCAGUCUUCUUGGAGAACCCUGUCUUCUGCCUGGACUAAGGCAGGAAAAGGUCUUCUCACCCCAACCCUGAGCUGAUCCCCCACCUUCUCUCCCCACCUGUGGUUGUUCUUCAUGUCCUUCCAGUAGAUGCUGCAGCUGGCUUUGUAAGACAGUUGGCACAUGCAGCGUGAAAGAGAAGUGUCAAGCUGGCAGCAGUGGGUGGUGCAAACUGAUGGGAGGUAUCGCUUGAUGCCCAGCUGAUCUAAUUUGCUUUCAACAGCGACAGCCUGCCUGGAAGCUACAGCCAGUGAAACCCAACUUUCUGUGUCAGUCAGAGCAACUGCCUUGUUCUCUUGUCUCUAGUCUUGUGGCACCUCAGCAGAAAGGCAGAGCAAUGAAGUCUCGCCCUGCUGCCUACUGGCUGUGUAACCUAG
Messenger RNA from Tyto alba (common barn owl), 2259 nucleotides. It is a transcript of the gene MAB21L3, whose product is annotated as mab-21 like 3. The transcript is spliced from 7 exons. The record is from RefSeq and is a predicted model, not a curated record. The coding region runs from base 721 to 1884 and encodes 387 amino acids. NCBI's taxonomy places the organism in Eukaryota, Metazoa, Chordata, Aves, Strigiformes, Tytonidae.